Seminavis robusta is the source of this 936-nucleotide messenger RNA. Lineage: Eukaryota; Bacillariophyta; Bacillariophyceae; Naviculales; Naviculaceae. The record is from the annotation of a GenBank genome assembly.
AUGAAUUUCCAAGGCCCCACUGCAACCGCCAACACAGUCAUGAAAACCAAGAAAGACAACAACGUCAUCACCAAACCGAAGUACCGAAAUGAUGGCUCCAACAAUGACACUAGUAGCACUAAAGCAAAGUUCGAGUGUGGCACUCCAGAUGUCACAGUCAUUGUGGGAGGGAAACAAUGUCAAGCAUACAGUCACCACCUUCGAUGUUGGAGCAGAUACUUUGACAUGGCCUUUCAAAGUGGCAUGAAAGAGGCCAAGACCAUGACCUUUGAGUUCCCUGAUGACGAUCCAAAAGAAUGGGAGCUUUUAUGGGCUGUGUUGGAUCCUUUCUCUGAUGAAAAGGUGAAUGAAGACAAUGUGGUUACACUCUUUCCAUGGUUCCAAAAGCUAUGCAUCUCCCAAGGUGUUGAUGCAUGUGCCAAUGUCUUGUUCCAUAUGCUGAAAAAGAGGAUCUCGGCUAUGUGGAUCCGUACAUGGGCAACCUCAUCUGUUGACCAUGCAUCCGAUGAAUCUGUUGAAGCAAACAUAGAUUGUGUCCUCAAACUCUUGCCAAUGAGUGUCCAAUGCACUGACAAAAGAGCUGAACAAGUUUGUGGCCGCUACUUGAAUUUUGUGGCCAAAUCCAAACCUUGGGUCUUUCAUGAGCAGCAGUUGAAACAGAUAUGCUCCCUCUUUUGUGAAGAUGAAAACUGCAAAAUUGCGCUAUCAGAAGUUGUGGCAGAAUUUCUACCAACUGAUGUUGAAGGUUUUGAGGACACAAGGACAGUGGUGUUGAACAACCCAGUCUUGCUACUAUCCUUCAUGAAAAUGAACAGGUACAAGAGUGCACUAGACAGAAUUCCUUCCAUUCUCUCAACCCUUGGAAAUGACAGACCCGACGCACACUCUGCUUUCAAGAAUGAUGCUUUGUUAGGAUCUGUUUUGAUCACGAAGUAA